This is a messenger RNA of Silurus meridionalis, 2763 nucleotides long. Its product is annotated as extracellular calcium-sensing receptor-like. The record is from RefSeq and is a predicted model, not a curated record. Gene Ontology annotation, molecular function: G protein-coupled receptor activity. Gene Ontology annotation, cellular component: membrane. The coding region runs from base 27 to 2162 and encodes 711 amino acids. The transcript has 7 exons. NCBI's taxonomy places the organism in Eukaryota, Metazoa, Chordata, Actinopteri, Siluriformes, Siluridae. Gene Ontology annotation, biological process: G protein-coupled receptor signaling pathway.
CAAUUGCAGAUUUAUCCUAUUUGUUUAUGCCACCACCAGUGACCUGCAUGAGGAUCUACGAUACAUGUAGUUCUGAAGCAGUGGGCAUUAGAAUGGCCAUGGCCCUUAUGAAUGAGCAUGGAAAAGCCUCAGAUGAACCGUGCACAAAGCCAGCCCAGGUGCAAGCCAUAAUAGGAGAAGCCUUUUCGUCUGUGUCUAUGGCUAUAGCAAAGAGCAUUGGACCCUUCAGCAUCCCCUUAAUCAGUCAUUAUGCUACUUGUGAGUGUCUCAGCGACAAAAAGAAAUAUCCCUCAUUUCUGCGAACUAUUCCCAGUGAUUACCACCAGUCCAGGGCAUUGGCAGAGAUGGUCCGGCACUUUGGGUGGACUUGGGUGGGAGCAAUACGGAGAGAUGAUGAUUAUGGAAACAGUGGCAUGGCUGCAUUUACUAAAUUUGCAGAACAGCUUGGUGUCUGCAUAGAAUAUUCUCUUCCAUUUUUUCGAACCUAUUCACAAGAAAAAGUUAUGAGGAUCGCUGAGCAAAUUAAAAGAUCCACUUCACGAGUGAUUGUCGGAUUCCUUGACAGCUGGGAUGUGGGAAUUUUGCUGCAUGUGUUUUAUGAACACAACAUCACGGGAUACCAGUGGGUAGGAACCGAAGCCUGGAUCUCAGAUUCUGAGCUUGUCACAUUAGAUACGUACAACAUGUUGCAAGGAGCUAUUGGGCUAGCCAUUCCCAAAACGGUGGUAUCAGGUCUGAAGGACUUCAUUCUAGAUAUAAAGUUACUGAAAUCUUCAAGCAACGCCAUUUUUAUUCAGUUAUGGGAGACUCUUUUUAAGUGUAAAUAUACAGUUACUGGUGAUUUGGAUGAUGCUCCAGUGUGCACAGGAGAAGAGAAAUUAUCUGAGGUGGAAAACACUUUCACUGACAUGUCCCUGAUGCCUAUUUUCAGCAAUGUGUAUAAAGGAGUUUAUGCCAUUGCCCAUACACUAAACAAUCUUCUUGGCUGCAAAGAGAUCUGUCUUACAAAGCAGCAGCCUGAUCCUUUUACAUUUUUAGAACAUCUUAAAAGGGUUCGAUUCGAAACGAAAGAAGGCGAAGAAGUUUAUUUUGAUGAAAAUGGUGAUGCAGUUGCAAAAUAUGAGAUUAUAAACUGGCAAGCCAGUACAGAGUCCAAAAAUGAAUUUGUCAUUGUUGGACAUUAUGACUCUUCUUUCUCUGGACAGGACCGCCUAAAAAUGAACAUGGCCAAUAUUGUGUGGGCAAAUAAUGCCACAAAGGUGCCAGUAUCUGUAUGCAGUGAAAGUUGCCCCCCUGGCACAAGAAAAGCUGUACAGAAAGGGAAGCCUAUCUGCUGUUUUGACUGCAUACAGUGUGCUGAUGGACAGAUCAGUAAUAUGACCGAUUCUCUGACAUGUACGCACUGCUAUCAAGACUUCUGGCCAAAUCUAGAAAGGGACGAAUGUAUACAAAAGGAAAUCGAAUAUCUCUCCUAUGAAGAAACAAUGGGAAUGUUGCUAACAGCUGUGUCUAUUAUCUGUGCAUUUCUAACAAUGCCUUCUGAGUGGUCCUGCAUGCUGCGGCACACAGCGUUUGGGAUCACCUUUGUCCUUGGCAUCUCCUGUGUUCUGGGAAAAACUUUAGUUGUUUUAAUGGCUUUCAGGGCUACAUUGCCAGGCAGUAAUGUCAUGAAGUGGUUUGGACCCCCACAACAGAGACUCAGUGUACUUGUCUUUACUGCAAUACAAGUCCUUAUUUGUGUCAUUUGGUUAAUAACAUCUCCUCCUUUCCCUUUUAAAAAUCUAAACAUCUACAAGGAAAAGAUCAUUCUGGAAUGUCAUUUGGGGUCAACCAUAGGUUUCUGGGCCGUGCUGGGUUAUAUUGGAAUUUUGGCAUUUUUAUGCUUUGUGUUGGCCUUCCUAGCAAGAAAGCUGCCUGAUAACUUUAACGAAGCCAAAUUCAUCACCUUCAGCAUGCUGAUAUUCUGUGCAGUGUGGCUCACUUUUAUUCCAGCGUAUGUCAGCUCUCCUGGAAAAUUCACUGUUGCAGUUGAAAUAUUUGCCAUUUUAGCAUCAAGCUUUGGUUUGCUAUCUUGUAUCUUUUUCCCUAAGUGUUACAUAAUCAUACUGAAGCCGGAGAGGAGCACAAAAAAGUUAAUUAUGGUCAAACUCCCAGGAAAAUGACUAAAAAAUAACUAUAUAUAUUAUAUUUCUUCUUCAAUUUUGUUAUAUCUCUAGAGUAAGGUGUCUUUUAUAAUAAUUUUACAGUAUACGGUGAUUAUUUGGUAAUCAGAUUUGGUCUUGUUGGAGGAGUAUAUUAAAAUACCAAUAUAGGCUCUGAUAUAUAUCACAGACCUGCCGCAGCUCAUCAUUAACCAGGCACUGAAAUAUGGCUGACACCAAAGAUAGCGGGAAUGGAAUUAAACACUACUUUAAAUAGGAAAUAGAUGGUGCUCUCUCAGAUACACCAAAUAUCUGUCAAAUAUCUGAGUUGUUCCCUCAUAGUUGUUCUAGAGCUGCAAGGACCAGAAGCAUGGAUAACUGUUCAGAGGACAGUAAUCAGUGCAUCAGUGCAUCAGUGCCUCUCCUCAGAAACACUGGAAAGACUACAUCUUACCAGGACCGUGUUGUGUUUAAACACUCACCUGGAACAUGAAAAGAAAGAAAUGAAUGCAUCACCUAAAAUUGUAUAAUUCUGUUUACAUUUUUUUUUUUUUUCUGUGUGCAUGCAGCAAAAGCAUUUAUUAAUUGGACAUUGCUAAAUAAUUAUUACAUCUAAAAUACU